Messenger RNA from Ilex paraguariensis (yerba mate), 1607 nucleotides. The record is from the annotation of a GenBank genome assembly. NCBI's taxonomy places the organism in Eukaryota, Viridiplantae, Streptophyta, Magnoliopsida, Aquifoliales, Aquifoliaceae.
GCAUCAAACCAGGUUCCAUUUUAGAGUUCAAUACAUCUUUCAAAGUUUGAAGCUUUUGCUAAAAAUCAAACUAAACCAGUGAGUCUAUCUGAUGGAUCAAAGUGCACUCCCACCUCACGUACUCAUCUUCCCGUUACCCUUCCAGGGCCCUGUAAACUCCAUGUUUAAGAUAGCCGAGCUUCUCUGCCUUUCAGGCUUCCACAUCACCAUCCUUCUCACCGACUACAUCUACAAUCGUCUUCAACGUCACUCUACUUUUCAUUCCCGCUUUCAAAACUAUCCCUGGUUACAUGUCGAAACCAUCUCUGAUGGCCUGCAGGAAGAUCAUCCCCGUUCCGUUGCCAGAAUAAUGGAGGUGUUCGAUUCUUUAAAGUCCAUAACCAAGAAACUGUUCAAAGAGAUGCUAAUUUCCGGCGGCCUGAGUUCUGAAACCCGUCGGCCGUUGACAUGUAUCAUAGCAGAUGGUGCUUUGGGUUUUGUUUGUGAUGUUGCUGAUGAGAUUGGAAUUCCAGUUAUAUAUUCCCGUACGGUUAGUCCUUGCAGCCUCUGGGUCUUUUUCUGUCUGCCCAAACUCAUCGAAGCUGAUGAGCUUCUCUUUGAAGGGAAUGACUUGGACCCACUGAUAAAAAGUGUUCCGGGCAUGGAGGGUUUUCUCCGGCGACGUGAUCUUCCGAGCUGGUGCCGUUCCGGUGACCUAUCUGAUCCAAUUAUAUCAAUCCUCAAGAUGGAGGGCGAAGAAAACCCAAGAGCCCGUGGACUCAUUCUCAACACAUUUGAAGAACUAGAACGACCCAUACUCUCACAUAUACGUACUGUUUGUCCAAAUCUCUACACCAUCGGACCACAACAUGCACAUCUGAAGACCAAACUCGCAGCGGCAGCAACGCCAUAUUCACUGUCAUCAAACAGCUUGUGGGAAGAAGACAAGAGUUGCAUCACUUGGCUUGACGCACAACAAUCCAAAUCUGUGAUAUACGUAAGCUUUGGAAGUCUUACAAUGAUGACGAGAGACCAGCUCAUGGAGUUUUGGCACGGUCUGGUGAAUAGUGGGAAACGAUUCCUCUGGGUGAUUAGGCCGGAUUCAGUCGCAGGAAAAGAUUGGGAGAGUCAGAUUCCGAAGGAAAUCUCUGAGGGUACGAGAGAGAGAGGUUAUAUAGUAGGUUGGGCUCCUCAAGAAGAGGUGUUGGGGCACCCAGCAGUUGGUGGGUUCUUGACACACAGUGGAUGGAACUCUACGUUGGAGAGCAUAGCUGCCGGAGUUCCGAUGAUAUGUUGGCCGUACUUUGCUGAUCAGCAGGUGAACAGUAGGUAUGUGGGGGAGGUGUGGAAGCUAGGAUUGGACAUAAAGGACACCUGUGACAGAGCCAUAGUUGAGAAGGCGGUGAAAGAUCUGAUGGAGGUGAGGAAAGAGGAAUUUUUGGAAAAGGCGAAUCAGAUGGCCAAAUUGGCAAAAGAAAGUGUUAGUGAAGGUGGAUUAUCAUACAGUAAUUUGAACCGUCUGAUCGAGGAUAUAAGAUUGAUGAGUGGGACCACCCAUGAUUAAUUUCUUUAAUAAUAUUGUGUUUACCAAAAUUUGUAUCAAAUUUGGGAUAAUAAAGAAAUUUAGU